ACUUCUACUACUCUACUUUUCUUUCUUCUCUGCUUUCACUUCCUCUCUCUUCUUUACAUCUUCACACACAAACACAUAGAAGAAAAAAAAGAAAGAAAGAAAGAGAGAAAUGGGUGUGAGAGUGGUUUGUGUUUUCUUUUUAUAAUGAACAAAGGACCACACACCUUCUUCUUCACUGAAGAAGAUGGCUAUCCAUCAACAACAUAAUCAAAACGUUUCAUCUCUUCUUGAUUCUCUUUACUGUGAUGAAGAAAAAUGGGAAGAUGAAGAUAAUGAUAAUGAAGAACAAAGUGAUGUAACAACAACAACAACAACAAACAUUGCUGUUGUUCACUUGAACUCUACUUCUCUGUUUCCUCUGCUUUUCUUGGAACAACACUUGUUUUUUCAAGAUGAAGAACUUAACUCUCUUUUCACCAAAGAGAAAACUCAACAACAAUCUUAUGAGGAUCUGAUGAAAAAUGUGGAUUUUGACUCAACAAAAUCACUUAUUUCUCAGCCUCGUCGUGAAGCUGUUCAAUGGAUUCUUAAAGUCAAUGCUCAUUAUGGAUUCUCUGCUCUUACUGCAACACUUGCUGUUACUUAUUUUGAUAAGUUCCUUUUGAGUUUCCAUUUUCAAAAAGAGAAGCCAUGGAUGAUUCAGCUUGUUGCUGUUACUUGUAUCUCUUUAGCUGCUAAAGUUGAAGAAACUCAAGUUCCUCUUCUUUUAGACCUUCAAGUGCAAGACACUAAAUAUGUGUUUGAGGCAAAGACUAUUCAAAGAAUGGAGCUUUUGAUUCUUUCAACAUUGAAAUGGAAGAUGCAUCCAGUGACACCACUUUCUUUUCUAGAUCACAUUAUAAGAAGGCUUGGAUUGAAAACAAAUCUUCACUGGGAAUUUCUAAGGCGAUGUGAGAAUCUUAUUUUAUCUCUACUUUUAGAUUCAAGAUUUGUUGGUUGUCUUCCUUCUGUUUUGGCCACUGCUACAAUGCUGCAUGUUAUAGACCAGAUUGAACAGAGUGAUGAUGGUUUGGACUACAAAAAUCAGCUUCUUGGUGUUCUCAAAAUCAACAAGGAGAAAGUAGAUGAAUGUUAUAAUGAGAUUAUCCAAGUAACAAAUUGCAACAACCUUAGUAGUACUAAACGAAAGUAUGAUGAAAUCCCUGAUAGCCCAAGUGGCGUAAUUGAUGCUGUUUUUAGCUCUGAUGGUUCCAACGAUUCAUGGUCAGUGGGGUCAUCACUCUAUUCAACCUCAGAGCCUUUGUUAAAGAAGACCAAAACUCAAGGACAAAACAUGAAUUUGUCACCUCUUAAUAGUGUCAUUGUUGGAAUUCUUGCCACCUCUCCUUAAUACCCUCUCAAUUUUCUAUGUCCUUCUAAAAAAAACAAAUAACCAUAAAAAAAAAAUCCAAAAAAUGGAUUCGGCUCCUCUUCAGUCAUUUUUCUUUUUGUAUUUAUGCAUUUGGAAUGACCACUAAUGUCUUCAAAUGUGUGAAUGCAGAAUCCUUUGAUUGUAGUUAAUCCGAAUUCCAAAAAGAUAUAUUAUCUACUAUGGUUAUUAAUUUUUCCAUUCCAUGCAUGUUGCUACUAAACUCUAGUUAGUUUAGUGUUGCCUUCCUUUCUAUUCUAUCUCUUCAUUUCCAACAAUGUCCUAAAGUUCAUUUACAUGAAUCUCUUGAAGAGGCACAACACAAGGCAAGAUGAUUUACAUGAUGAAAGGGGAAUGGUUAUUUCUGAUGGAAGAGGAAAGGACAAAGUUGGCAAUGAAGAUUAAUAUUACUAUGUCUAAGAGGAAGCAAGCACCUAUGAUAUGUUUUCAAUUGAGACACUUUCUUAAUAUUCAAUGGAUCUCUUUUAGACCAUACCAAAUUUGGACAUAUUUAUAUCAUAUUUCUAUAAUAAAUUGGGAAUAAUUUUUGUUCAUA
Molecule: messenger RNA, 1904 nt
Organism: Cicer arietinum (chickpea)
Lineage: Eukaryota; Viridiplantae; Streptophyta; Magnoliopsida; Fabales; Fabaceae
Product: cyclin-D3-1
Source: RefSeq, a predicted model, not a curated record